AUUCCCACUGCACACCUUCCUCUCUCUAAUUUCUCCGGCAUGCCGCCAACCUCUCGCAUUCCGCCACUGCUGCAACCUUUUGUGCGCACGCCGAAGAACGAAUCGCUUUUGUUGCUCACGAGCACACUUGAUGCCUCGGCAAACUGGCUUUUGACGCGCUUUCUCUGCGAUGCACUGGGUUCCGGCCAGAAAGACAACGACAAUGGCGGGGCUAAGAACGUGGUACUCGUGAGCUGGAUGAGAGACUACGAGUUUUGGAGACAGGAAGCGCGGAAGGGAAGCGGACUCGACCUGGUCGGCCUACGCACGCAGGGCAGGUUUGCCUUCGUGGAUGGUUUGUCCAGCCUGUUUCUGCCCGCCGACGAGGACGCAGCAGACCCGCAGCGACCACGUAGUCUCCCAGCUGCGCAGCCGGGCGUCCCAUCGACAAAGGGACUUCCAACGCUGCCUGUCCGCGGCCCACCUGGAAGGACAGCACCCGCGACUGCGCAGGCCGCACUACGAGCGCCCGCGAGCCACCCAGGCCUAUACGCGCUCUCCUCCACCUCGAUCGACCAAAUCAAAACCGCAAUCACCGCCGCAAUCGCCUCCCUCCGCCCCACGACCGCCGCCGCAACACGCACCCUCAUCAUCCUCGACAAUCCCGACAUCCUCCUCGCCAGCGUCCCCGGCCUCACCCCCGCCGCCCUCACAUCCUUCUUCCUCGACCUGCACACGCAGGCCACCGUCUCCCACGUCCUCGUCCACCUCCAGUCCGACCUCGCGCUCCUGGCGACGACUGCGGAGAAGCCCUCGCCGCUGCAGAUCGCGCAGCAGAACCUGGUUGUUAAGACGGCGCACAUGAGUGCGAAGGUUCUGGGCGUGCGGGUGCUGGAUACUGGUGUUGCGAGGGAUGUUAGUGGGGUGCUGAGGGUGACGGCAAAUAGAGAGUCGUGGGCAGGCAUUGCGACUCUUGGUGAGGAGGAGGGCGGGGCGGUGCAGGCGCCGGAAGAGGCGGGGUCCGAGGUUCUGUAUAAGGUCAAUGGGGAUGGGAGUGUGAGGGUUUUUGAGAGGGGGGCUGAUGUGGCGGUUUGAAGGGUGGUGUGGGUUGGGUUGGGUAUGCUGGAGUUGUACUGUGCGUGGUAUUACAGAGCGGCCUUGCUGGGUUCUGCUGCUUCAGCGAGUGAAUGGGAUCGGUAGUCUAUCGAAAAGAAGUUUUCGGCAGAGGGCUUUGCACUGCAAAGUACGAGGCCACUUGUUUGUCAAAUUAGGUAGACAAAUAAAAAGGAAUGCGAAGUGCGACGUCAAC
This is a messenger RNA of Paraphaeosphaeria sporulosa, 1288 nucleotides long. RefSeq lists its product as uncharacterized. The transcript has a single exon. Lineage: Eukaryota; Fungi; Ascomycota; Dothideomycetes; Pleosporales; Didymosphaeriaceae. Gene Ontology annotation, biological process: tRNA wobble uridine modification. The record is from RefSeq and is a predicted model, not a curated record. The coding region runs from base 40 to 1074 and encodes 344 amino acids. Gene Ontology annotation, cellular component: elongator holoenzyme complex.